Messenger RNA from Toxotes jaculatrix (banded archerfish), 1166 nucleotides. RefSeq names its product glutamyl-tRNA amidotransferase subunit C (gene gatc). Gene Ontology annotation, molecular function: glutaminyl-tRNA synthase (glutamine-hydrolyzing) activity. Lineage: Eukaryota; Metazoa; Chordata; Actinopteri; Toxotidae. The transcript has 5 exons. Gene Ontology annotation, cellular component: glutamyl-tRNA(Gln) amidotransferase complex; mitochondrion. The record is from RefSeq and is a predicted model, not a curated record. Gene Ontology annotation, biological process: mitochondrial translation; glutaminyl-tRNAGln biosynthesis via transamidation; regulation of translational fidelity. Bases 148 to 735 code for a protein of 195 amino acids.
CUAACUAACGCAGGUCGUUAGCUACAGCCAUGUGAAGGCAGUGUAGACCGCAGCGCUGGCCUUUCUGGUAAACUAGUAAACAUGAGUAAAAUGUGUCAACCCCUUUUCUACAUUUCGGAAAUAGCCGGCUAGCUAACAGUGCUGAAGAUGUCGGUGUUUAGCCUGACUGCUGGGCGCACAUGCCGCAGCUCGUCACUGAAAAUCUUCGUGCCUCCGUUUAACCUGCUAACAAACAACGGACACUCGGUAACAAACGCUGUAAACUCCAACAGGCGAAGCGGCAGCUGCCUGAAGAGCCACAUGACUACCGUAACGCGUCUGUUCAGCUCUCAGCCACACAACCCAAAGGUACCAGAGGUCGCAACAUGGGAACCGGUACCAGAAGACCAACUUCCCCCGCCUGCACAAAUCCCUGCAGACCUUGUGGACAAACUGGAGCGCCUGGCCUUGGUCGAUUUCCGAACCAAACAGGGACUGGCGUGUUUGGAGAAAGCCAUACGAUUUGCAGAUCAGCUUCAUGUUGUUGACACGUCGGGAAUUGAACCAAUGGAUUCAGUUCUGGAGGACAGGGUUUUAUACCUGAGGGAAGAUGCAGUGAUGGAAGGGGACUGUGCUGAAGAACUGCUUCAGCUCUCCAAAAACACCGUCGAAGAAUAUUUUGUGGCACCACCAGGAAAUAUUCCUCUACCAAAAAGGGAGGAGAGAGCUUCCAUACUGAAACACUCAGAGUUCUGAUGUUUAUGAUUUUGUCCUUGAUAUUUAUUACUAAUUUUUAAUUUGGAUACUGGAUGUGUCCACAGUCUGUGUCAGAUAUGUUGGCUGAGGACAUAUGGUCCCUUCACUGUAUAUCUGUAACAGCUGUCAAAAGCUGUGUUGAGUAUACAGUUGGUUUGACAUGCUCUGGAAGAGGAAAAAUAAAAAGCUCCUGUACAUUUACACUGAUUUCAUUUUUCAGUGUCACACCAGAUUUUAUGGGUUUUUUUUUGUUUUGUUGUUUUUCCAGUUUCAGUAUCAGUUUAUGGAAAUGGUGAGUCAGCAGUUUGUUGGGCCAGAGGGUGUAAUGAGGAUAUUCAGUUCAGUAGCAGAACAUUGUUUUGAUUUGAUAGACAUUAUUUUUAUGUGUCCUGUAGUCUUGCAGUGCUGUAUAAAUAAAAAUAUAUAAAAAA